Messenger RNA from Thamnophis sirtalis, 1415 nucleotides. NCBI's taxonomy places the organism in Eukaryota, Metazoa, Chordata, Lepidosauria, Squamata, Natricidae. The record is from RefSeq and is a predicted model, not a curated record.
AUGGAAAGAAAGAAGNCCGCGGGUGCAGCGGCGGCCUCGGCGGAGAAGGUGUCGGCUCUGCGGGAGGCGCUGCUGGGCGUGGUGGCGGAGCUGGAGGCGGGCGAGGGCCGGGGGCGGCCGGUGCGCGCGGCGCGGGCGCUGGAGGCGGCCCUGGCGGCGUUCCUGGACGACCGGCUGUGGGAGAGCCUGCGGGAGCUGAGCCGGGCGGUGCGGAAGGAAGGGCGCGGCCGGGCCCGGCAGCUGCUGGCCCUGCGGGAGGCGCUGGAGGAAGAAGGCUGGGCGGAGAGCGCGGAGGCGCUGCGGAGGGAGCUGCAGGGGCUGCGGGCCGGCCUGCGGGAGGCGCCGCUGGAAGGGCUGCAGCCGGUGCUGGAAAAGGCCGAGGCGCUGCUGCGCAAGACGGACUGCUGGGAGGUGGCCUGCCUGGAGAAGGGCUUGUGGGCCGGGCCGCUGGAGGAGGCCGAGGAGGCCCGGAGAGAAGCCGGAGCCUUCCGCCAGGCCCUCCGGCAGCUGCCCCUGGGGCAGGGGGAAGCCGUCCUGCGGAGAGCCGCCCGGGAGGCGCCCGUGAAGGAGGCCCACCUCCUGUGGGAGAAAGCGGCCGCCCUGGAGACGCAGGCGCUAGCCUUCUGGACGGACACGCUGAAGCGGGCGGAGGAGCUGCUGGCCCGGGUGGAUGCCCUCAGGAGGGCCCUGCAGAACUCCUCCCUGAAGGAAGCCCUCUGGGAGAAGGUGGAGGAGCUGCGGGACGCCUUGCGGGAAACCACCAGGGAGAAGGUCGGCCGCCUGCCCUCGGACGCGUGGGGCAAGAGCCCCCGGGAGAUGUGCAGCCGUCUCCAUCGGCUCUGCCGGGAUUGGCUGCAGCCAGAGAAGAAGACCAAGGCGCAGGUGCUGGACCUGGUCAUCCUGGAGCAGCUGCUGGCCGUGCUCCCUGCGGAGACGGCCAGUUGGGUGCGGGAGUGCGGUGCGGAGACCAGCGCCCAGGCGGUGGCCCUGGCCGAGGGGUUCCUGCUGAGCCAGGCGGAGAAGAAGCAGCAGGAAGAGCUGCAGGCACGUCGGGUGCCGCAGCCCUUUGGGGAGGAGGCCAUCCCCAGGCACCCUAAACGGAGGAAAGACCCGUCAGAUGCCUCUCAAGAACUGCCUUUCAGAGGGAUUCCCCAAGAAGAUCCAAGCUGGGGCACCUCAGGAGGGUCGUCACCUUUUCCUGGUGGAACUGAAAGAGUGGCUGAGCCUCCAGUUCAGGUAGGAGAGAAUCUUUUAGGAGAUCGCUUGAAGUCCUCACUCCCUCUGGGACCCAAGAGCGUUUCUGCUCUUUAAGCAGCCUCCAACGGAACGUGGCAGAAUUUGUUACGAGAUCCCUUUAUCAACUGGCACAGGGAUCCAAGAGUAGGUCACAACCAGUGGUGGGUUUCAAAAAUUGU